AUGGCUCCUCUAUGCGCAGACCCUCGCCAGGUCGUCAUCGCCCUCGACCGGGACAGACGAGCGGCAUUGCUCGGGCUGGUUGAAGAAAUCACUGCCUUUAUGACGCUGGAGCUGAUGAACCCGACCGACGACGGUGACGACGGUGACGACGGCAACGACGGCAACGACGGCAACGACGGCAACGACGGCAACGACGGCAACGACAGCAAUGCUGACGGCAGCGGUCAAAAACACCAGUUGACAACGACGACGACGACGGCGGCGGCGGCUGGCACCCUCCCCUUCAGUCCAACCCCAGCUCCCGCGCCAGACUCGCUCGCACUCCCCCCAACCGACAAGUUGGCCGACGAUAUCCAGGAAGCCGCCGUGAUACACAUGCAGGACUGGAAAAACGACUUCCUUCCAAAGCUCCGAGAGCUGCUAGAGGUGCACGACACUGCCGAAAUCGAGGCCCAACGCCAAGCUCGUCGGGACGCCAUGGACAAGCAGCAGCUCGAUACCCCCGACCCAGGCGAGCUCCUCGUCAGCCCCGGCGGCAUCCAGGUCGACCAGUCCGAGGACGUGCCCUCCCUCGCGCAGCUCCAUCACCCCAUCCCCACGACACUCGCCGCCGUCCCCUGCCAAGACAGGAGGGAGGCGCUCAGCUGCGUCCUGCUGCUGCUGCUCUCCACCGGCAAGUACUCGGCCCACUCGCGAAUCCUGAUGCUGUACCUCGCCUCGGCGCUGCAAGUCCCGCAGACCUUUGUCGACGCCCAAGAGGCGGAGAUUGCGCAGUCGCUCAUCGAGUCCUCCGCCGCGGACGCGGACCCGGACAAGAAGGCGGCCAUGUCGGCCGAGGCAGAAGCCGAGAAGCGCCGGCAGCAGAACCAGUCGAGCCGCUUCUGGAAGGUCGGUCUGGCGUCGGUGGCCGGCGCCGCCAUCAUCGGCGUCACGGGGGGGCUGGCCGCGCCGCUCGUGGCGGGAGCGCUUGGCGGCAUCAUGGGCGGCGUGGGACUCGGCGGCGUGGCCGGCUUUUUGGGAAUCUUUUGGGCGAACGGGGCUCUCGUGGGCGCUCUCUUUGGGGCGUACGGGGCCAAAAUGACGGGCGAGCUCAUGGACAAAUACGCCAAAGAGGUCGAAGACUUUAAGUUCAUCCCCCUCGAAUCGGAGCCCGCGGCAGCGGCGUCGACGUCGGUCGAGAAGCAUGCAGCGCAGCGCCGCCUCCGCGUCACCAUUGGCAUCAACGGCUGGCUCAACUCGGAAGACGACGUCGCCAGGCCGUGGCGCGUGCUCGACUCGUCGUCCGAAGUCUUUGCCCUCCGGUACGAGAUGAAGACGCUCCUCGGCCUCGGCACGGCCCUGCAGGACCUCGUCUCGUCCUUUGCCUGGAAGACGCUCAAGGCCGAGGUCAUCAAGCGCACCGUGCUGGCGACCCUCUGGGCCGCCCUGUGGCCCAUGCAGCUCCUCGCCGCCGCCUCGAGCGUCGACAACCCGUUCAGCCGGGCCAGCAACCGCUCCCAAAAGGCGGGCCGCCUGCUCGCCGACGCCCUCGUCAACAAGGUCCAGGGCGAGCGGCCAGUCACCCUCGUCGGCUACUCGCUCGGCGCCCUGGCCAUCCACGCCUGCCUCGAGUCGCUGGCCCAGCGCCGCGCGUUUGGCCUCGUCGACGCCGUCGUCCUGAUUGGCACGCCGGCCCCCUCCGACGCCGCCCACUGGCGAGCCCUGCGGCCCGUCGUCUCCGGGCCCAUCUUCAACGUCUACUCCGAGAACGACAUGGUCCUCGGCUUCGUGUACCGCAUGCACAGCCUCGCCCUCGGCGUGGCCGGCCUCCAGGCCAUCCGGGGCGUCCGCGGCAUCCGCAACGUCAACCUCAGCCAGCGCGUAAGCGGGCACCUGCGCUACCCGUCUCUGACGGGCGAGAUCCUCCGCCGAUGCGGCUUCGAAAACGUCCGUGCGGGGACCGAGAUUGAAAAGGACGACCUCAUCAGGAUGAAGGACGAGCAUGCCGAGGCCAGUGCCGAAGCCAGUGCCGAGGCCGGAGCCGAGACCAGUGCUGACAGCAGGGGUGAAGAGGGCCAAGAGGGAACCCAAAAUCACAAGUAG
Messenger RNA from Ustilaginoidea virens, 2082 nucleotides. RefSeq lists its product as uncharacterized. The coding region runs from base 1 to 2082 and encodes 693 amino acids. The record is from RefSeq and is a predicted model, not a curated record. The transcript is spliced from 2 exons. NCBI's taxonomy places the organism in Eukaryota, Fungi, Ascomycota, Sordariomycetes, Hypocreales, Clavicipitaceae.